AUGUCUGGAAGGCCAGCACAAGUUGGAAUUGAACGAUUACCCGCACGACGUAUGAGCAACGAACCACGAGAAUCAAUGAAUUAUAAAGUGCAAUCGGUUGCGACCGACUUGCGAAGCUUGUCAAGUCUUCCAAUGCCCUUGUAUUUAUGGUGGGGUAUAUCAUUCCGUAAACUUGAAUCAUUUGGACCUAAUUCCUUCUCAAUAGAUGCUGUCCCCAAGAAGCGUGGACCUAAAACGGAUGUAUUGGAAGCUUUAUUGAAGAGAGUAGAUGGAUUAGAAAGAAAGUUGAGAGAUGAGAAAAAAUCCAACUCUCCAAACAAUGACGGAAGUGGUUCUGGUGGGGGCGAAGAGGAAAGUCCGAAGGAUGAUGUAAAACAAAAACGUCCUCAUCUAGAAACACCCGCAUCGAAUAUUGCUGAUGAAUCGGCUGUAUACUCCCCAACAUCCAUAAGAUAUACUUCUCAUCCAAAUGGCUAUUUUGCUGCAGUGAGAUUAAGUGAAGAUUAUGCCCAUCGAGCAAGAACAGAGGUAGACAUUGAUGAACCAUCCAUCGAUACUUUGCAAGCUCUCCUACUUCUUGCUAUCUCGUAUACUGCAUCUGGAAGAGGGAAAAAGGCAUACAUGAUGUUCGCGAAUGCUAUUGGAAUGGCUGUCGCGCUAGAGCUCCACCGCGAGCUGGAUCAAACGUUACGAAUUAGUCCUGUGGAGAGAGAGUUACGAAGAAGGCUAUUCUGGACUUGUUAUUUGAUGGAUAGAUUUACAGCAUGCGGAUCAAAACGACCUUCAUUAAUUGGUGAUAAAUCAAUUUUGUUACGAUUACCCUCAUGGUCGCCCAAUUCAGCCACUCUUGCCGUCCAAGGGGAGUUCUUCCAAAGUGGAUCAAACCUUCAUUUCGGCAGUGGAAAGAAGAGUCAAGGAAGCAGUGGAAUGCUCAUAGAUAUUGUGAGGAUAUUAGGAAUUACUAAUCGCUAUCUUGCUGCUGGCGGUGUAAAAGGCAGGUUUUGCAAUUAUCACCCAAGUUCAUCAACUAUUCAUUAUAUGAAUACUAAUUGUCGUGUUGUGAAAACAGGCGACUCCCACUUCCCAUGGCAUUCAUUAUCGAACCUUUCAAAGAUUCGCCAAGACUUGGAUAUAUGGGCUGGUGGCACUCAGGAUGUCUUUACAUCUGUCGAUACACUUUUUGGACAACCGGAUAGCACGACCCUUGUCCUUAGUAAACUUAUUUAUCAUCUAAUACAUUGCCUAAUAUAUCGUCCUUUCCUUCCUAUCGACCUUGCCGAGCUAGCUGGAACCGGGCAACAUCAGUCUUGGCAAAUUGAAGCCACAAAUCUUUGUUUCCUCCACGCAAACGCGAUUGCCGAACUGGUUGAGCUCGGAAAACAAUCCGCAUCUAUAGAAUGGCCGGAUUUUGUCGGAUAUUGUAUUUGUACUGCCGCCACCGUUCAUGUCCAUGGGACUCACUACAAGGGGGCCCGCGAAGGCGAAGUCUUUUCCGCCUCAGCUGAUUUUCUCUCCCGGGAAAUGCAACAACUUUCUGAGCUUCGAUACGCAUGGUCCUCAGUUCAGCAUCAACGAGAAACCCUACAAACGAUAUAUGGUUGUCACUCUGAGUUGGUGAAGAGUCUUGGAAGCAAUCCAAUGCGCUUUAGUCCAGUAUUCCAUCUGGAAGACUUUUUUGAUAGGUAUAGUGACUUGGGACAGUACUUUGAUGGGGCACACAUUAGCUUUUCGGAUGUAGUGGCGCCUAGCCCUGAAGCAUAUCAAGGGCAUGACCUUUACGCGCCGACACGAGCAAACAGGAAUGGUUCGAUGAGUGCGAGAGCGGGUUCCAACGGUUCAAACGAUUCGGGUGCCGUUGCUGUGAAACGCAAAUCUCCAUCAUCUGCACGAAAACGUGCUCUGACUAAUAGUCUGAAGGACAGACCUUUAAUGUCGCCGAAUGGUCCAAAUGGAAGAUCGGUUGAACAAUUACCUCUACCACAAAACGGCUUACUUGGUCAUGAUACCGCGUCUUAUUCCAAUGACAGAAGUUCGAUUCCCACACUUUCACAAAUACCCUUUUCGCCACCGAGCCAGAAUCAACCACAAUCAUAUAAUUUCUCACCAUCUCUUUCCUUAAAUCACGGCCAAGAAUCAAAUUUUGAGCCAAUGUUUGGAAUGCCACAUCUAGGGGGUGGCGGAAACUUUUCGUUUGGAGGAAUGGGUGGAACGAAUGGUGGUAUGAUGGGAGAGGAAGAGUGUGGAAGAAAGGACGAAAAUGAAUUUGCACAGACAAGACAGAGACAAAAGAAAGGACUACAAGAUAUUCACAAAGGUGGUGGAGAACGACCGGCCGCAGAAAUCAGAGGAUGGACCGGCUUUUAA
Molecule: messenger RNA, 2364 nt
Organism: Sclerotinia sclerotiorum 1980 UF-70
Lineage: Eukaryota; Fungi; Ascomycota; Leotiomycetes; Helotiales; Sclerotiniaceae
Exons: 5
Coding region: 1-2364 (787 amino acids)
Biological process (GO): DNA-templated transcription
Cellular component (GO): nucleus
Molecular function (GO): zinc ion binding; DNA binding
Source: RefSeq, a predicted model, not a curated record